This is a messenger RNA of Sphaeroforma arctica JP610, 2741 nucleotides long. RefSeq lists its product as hypothetical. NCBI's taxonomy places the organism in Eukaryota, Ichthyosporea, Ichthyophonida. Bases 1 to 279 code for a protein of 92 amino acids. The transcript is spliced from 2 exons. The record is from RefSeq and is a predicted model, not a curated record.
AUGCAGACUAACAUUUUCUUGUGGUUUAUUGGAAUACAGACAUUGAUCAAUCGUGAAAAAGAUGACGUGCCUGGCAAUUCCGAGAUCGUUAAGCAGCUUCUCCUCGAAAAUAGAGUUCUCUAUAAUCGCCAGAGACACGAAGCAGAAGCGCUGCAGCUGCAGCAGUACAUGGAUCUUUUGGCCACAGACCCGCAGCACGAGCAGGUGCGCGUCCGGAGCCACUUUCCCAUUGUGCAGGUGUCCGAACAUUCGUUGGAAGAGUUUGUACCGCCGUUCUGAUGGUGUGACGAGUUUAGCAUUUUGAAGCGACAUAUAAUGGGGCUUGGCGGGAUCCUCAUUGCCUUGUGGGGGUCUGCGCAGCUUUCGCUGGACGUGGUUGGUCUAAGCGAAUACGAGGUGUUUCCUCGGCAAUCCACUCUGCAGUGCGAGAUGAUGUUUGUCCCAUGUCAAUACCGGUCGCGCGAGUGUCCGAAAUGACAGCUUGAAAGGACUCUGUGCCGCAUUUCUUAAUGGACGGAAGUUUUGACUGUAAAUCCCAAGUGAGAUGUAAUCUCAAGCAACCACUGCCUAUGGCCCACAUGUCUGGACACUUAUUCGAAGAGUCUUUGUCGGCCUUCUCCUUAUACAUGGGACAACGCUCUAUCCCAAUACCCACUGCGAGAUAGCCCGUGUCUGGGCCCUAUUCCGCACGGACGACUGAACAGUUUGUAUAUGCCGCCCAUAUAGUCGGACUGGUGGUCUAACGCCUGAUAGCAACUGUUCCUUGUUAAACCGGUGAGUGUGAGUACUGUGCUCACCGUACAGGUGAUUGAACACCUGUUGAAGGACUUCGGGCAACCGAUUCAUUGCGAAGCAGGUACAUGAAGUCUCAUUAUGACUGUGACAGGGGCGGAUGGCUAUAUCUGAUCUUUAUACCACGAGUUGAUGCAUGAUUGAUGCCAUUUGCUGAAUAGUCUGAGCCUGUCUUGCAUACGCUUAUUCUGCCAGUUCAGUUAAAAAUUUAAUGGCCACCUUUGGAUUGUACGAGCACUCAACGUAAAAAAGCUCAGCUCACGGCACGGAAGUUUCCGCUGCUCCGAUUGGUAGAGAAUAUCCACUUCGUUUGCAAGAGCCAAAUGCACAGGCGCAAUCUGCGCCGUAAUUCUGUGCUGACCAGGUAGCCAAUCCAAAUCAUGCAAAUGAUUGAGCCUUUCUUGGACCAGUUCGUGCCGUGUCUAGAUUGCACUGGGUUGUAAACCCUCAGUAGUAGUCGGACAAUGACUUGUUAGUCGGUGGUAUCAUCUUAUCCGUGCCUGUGCCCGUGUCUUUGCCUGUGCUUCAUCUGUUUGUGUAUCUCCUCCCCUUUGACUGGAGUGCGCAUCUUGUGAUCGACCAGGCUAGUGGAAGACGCUCGCUGUGAUGGGCCGCAUCAUAGCGCCCACACUGGAAGAUUAAAGAAGUUUCUUAGCUUAGCCAGGUACACCUAUAUACACCUACGUACACUCAUUCACAACCGCUUGGGCUUGGUAUUUACCACGGCGUUAUAGCAGAAAUGUCUGAAGCUACUUUCAGGGAGUCCUUUGCUUUGAGGGCACGAGGCACCUCACGGGAAGUGUCUCGGAUGGGCUGUGAAGCGAGAUUAUUAGGCUGUGGACGGUUAAGGACGCACAGGACCUGGGGCAGAAUUCUAUAUGGCCCAAUACGUAUAGUACAAGACACCCAUAGUGGGGACGUCGUGUGUGGACGGAAGACUUAGGCCCAGCGGAGACCAUUGGAGCCAGUUACCUUGCUGGCGGCAAGGGUGGUUGCGGAUGUAUAAAGAAGUCAAAACAACGUUAUGACGGUGCCUCGUGGUGCUAAGCUGGUGAGAACGAAGAAAUCGGGGAGGGCUGCUCAGGCGCGUAUCGAUCCGGAAUUCGGGGUGUGCAUCAUUCAAAUCUAAGGCUCGUAUAGAUUUUAUAGACCCUACAACAGGCCACCCGGACAUCGAUGAAGGGGGAGUGAUGCCGCGACUGUAGUCCACAUCUCACAAUCACACUGAAGCACGUACCAGAGUUGUAGAUUCGAUCGGAAAGUGACAGCAUCGAUUCAGAUGGGAUUAAUAAUAUUUUAAAUGGCUUCACGUAGAAGAGCGUCCCAGAAAACUCGAAUGUGCGUUCAAAACAUAGUAAAUAUGAUUUCGGACUCGUUUAUUUUGAAUAUGUCGAGUGUGUGCCAGGCUGGAGUGGCGUUCAUUUGCCGUUUUUAGGCACUCUUCGUUGGUUGUACUGUGGAUACUAGUCUCGUGUAUAGGGAGAACCUCGAAUACUGUACGGGCAUUCUAGUUCUGAAAGUGGCUGGAACAUCAUUAGGAGGGGGCACCUCUCAAAGCGCGCAGUUCAUCGUGGGCAGGCCCAAUUGAAUUUGGGGCUUGCAAACAGUCAGUAUGAUAAUCAGGUUCAUUCUUAUCGCCCGGGAUACUCGCACUGAUUUAUCAAGGCCGUUUAGGUGGUGUUAUCUGCGGGUAUCUCGAUUGAAGCUAGUGAACUAACCAUAUAGAAUAAAACCAAACCACGCUCGUGCGUGUGUUGAACUUUGAUACUGUGGUUUAUUUCAACUGCCAUGGUUGUAGACAGGUGUGUGCUCACCGGCGUGUUGCAUUAUAGUCCCCACAUCUGAGGCCAGACACCACACCUCCACAUCGGCAAUGUGGAAUUGUACUGUCCAGAUGAGAGAGGGUAUCGAAGUAUAAGUUGAGAAACACUUGUAUAAACGUUCUAAUG